AUGGAGUUAAUUCACACGGACAUAGAUGAAUUACCUUCGAUUGUCCAAAAACUUCGAAAAUCGUUCCAUUCUAAUUUGACGAAACCUUUACGCUAUAGAAAAGAACAAUUAGGGAAUUUGUAUCGUAUGAUUGAUGAGAAUGAGCAAGCAUUUUGCGAUGCUUUGUACAAAGACCUUCAUAAACAUAAAUACGAAUCUCUGCUCGGCGAACUAGCUUGGGUUAAGCAAGAAGCUUUAGAUACCACUUCAAGCCUCAAAAACUGGGCUGAACCAAAUUAUGUCAAAGUUAACUUAGGAUACAUGAUGAACAAGUGUCAUGUGAGAAAAGAACCAGUUGGAAUCGUUCUGAUAAUUGGCACAUGGAACUAUCCUGUUAAUCUUCUGUUUAUGCCUUUUAUCGGUGCAAUUGCUGCCGGAUGUACUGUAAUUCUCAAACCUUCCGAGCUUUCUGUACACACUUCUGCUCUCAUAUCCGAACUAUUUCCAAAAUAUCUUGAUCAAGAUGCUUAUCGCAUUGUAAGUGGUGGUGCUGUCGAAACUACUGCUUUGUUGAAGCAUAGGUUCGAUCAUAUAUUUUAUACCGGUUCUGGCAAAGUUGGUAAGAUAAUUAUGUCUGCAGCAGCUGAACACUUGACUCCUGUCACCCUUGAACUUGGCGGAAAAAGCCCAACGAUUGUUGCAAGUGACGUAGAUAUUUCUAUAUUAGCUAAACGUAUAAUUUGGGGUACAAUGUAUAAUUGUGGUCAGACUUGUAUUGCGCCUGAUUAUAUGAUCUGCGAAAGAUCGGUUCAAGAUGCUUUUAUCAAAGAAGCGCCUAAAGUGUUAGAACAAUUUUAUGGUCUUGAUCCUCAAAGCAGCACUUCUCGUUAUUGCCGUAUAAUCAAUAAGAGCCAUUUUGAUCGAUUGCAAAAUUUGUUGAACCAAACUAAGGGAAGAAUCGUACAUGGCGGCAAUUUCGACAAAGAAGAUUUAUAUAUCUCACCUACAAUAGUAGCAGAUGUUCCUAAGGAAGAUAAGUUAAUGGAGGAUGAAAUUUUUGGCCCCAUUUUCCCUAUUGUCGUUGUUGAAAAUCUUGACGAGGCGAUUGAAUAUGUGAAUUCAAAAGAUAUUCCUUUGGCUCUUUAUCCUUUUAGUAAAAGUGAUAAAACUGUUAAGCACAUUCUUGAUAACACUCGAUCUGGCGGUGUUGUUAUUAAUGAUUGUCUUAUGCACUUCACUGUAAAAGAUUUACCAUUUGGUGGCCAAGGACCAUCUGGGAUAGGAAGUUAUCAUGGCAAACGGUCCUUUGACACUUUUUCUCAUGAACGAUCCGUUAUGACCACACCAUUUGCCAUGGAGAAACUUGUUAAAGCUCGUUAUCCACCAUACACUGAAUUUAAUAUGAAACUUUUAUUCUGGUUGUUUUUUAGUAAACCUAAAAAAACUAGAAAUAUAGCCUUUAAAGGCAUAUUCGGUGCUGCUAUUAUGCUUUUUAUCGUUUAUGGAAUCAGGAAAAUAAUACUUUAA
Messenger RNA from Cetraspora pellucida, 1506 nucleotides. The record is from the annotation of a GenBank genome assembly. NCBI's taxonomy places the organism in Eukaryota, Fungi, Glomeromycota, Glomeromycetes, Diversisporales, Gigasporaceae.